Molecule: messenger RNA, 3246 nt
Organism: Menidia menidia (Atlantic silverside)
Lineage: Eukaryota; Metazoa; Chordata; Actinopteri; Atheriniformes; Atherinopsidae
Source: the annotation of a GenBank genome assembly
AUGAGUGUUGAGGCGUACGGGCCCAGCUCGCAGACCCUAACGUUCCUGGAUACCGAAGAAGCGGAGCUACUUGGAGCGGAUACUCAGGGUUCAGAGUACGACUUCACCGACUUUACCUUGCCGAGCCAGACCCAAGGCCAAACCCAGAACCAGCUAGAUAGCCAGGUUGAUAUCCAUGACAGUGUGCUACAAAAUGGAGAUGACCCUGUGGCAAAAGCCAGUCAGUUGCUGGCAGAGUUGAAUUUUGAAGAGGACGAGGAGGAUACCUACUAUACCAAAGACCUUCCAUUACAUGCCUGCAGUUAUUGUGGGAUUCACGACCCUGCCUGUGUUGUCUACUGCAACACUAGCAAGAAGUGGUUUUGUAAUGGCCGUGGUAACACAUCUGGCAGCCACAUUGUAAACCACCUGGUGAGAGCAAAGUCCAAGGAGGUGACCCUUCACAAAGAUGGCCCCCUGGGUGAAACUAUUUUGGAAUGUUACAACUGUGGCUGUCGAAAUGUCUUCUUACUGGGGUUCAUUCCUGCGAAGGCUGACUCUGUUGUGGUGUUGUUGUGCAGGCAACCUUGUGCUAGUCAGAGUAGUUUGAAGGACAUCAACUGGGACAGCUCACAAUGGCAGCCUCUCAUUCAGGAUCGUUGCUUCCUUUCCUGGCUGGUGAAAAUCCCCUCAGAACAAGAGCAGCUCCGGUCACGCCAGAUCACUGCCCAGCAGAUAAACAAGCUGGAGGAGCUCUGGAAGGAAAAUCCCACUGCGACUUUAGAGGACUUGGAGAAGCCUGGAGUAGAUGAAGAGCCACAACAUGUCUUGCUACGUUACGAGGACGCCUACCAGUACCAGAACAUCUUUGGCCCCCUUGUGAAACUUGAGGCUGACUAUGAUAAAAAACUCAAAGAGUCACAGGCAUAUAUGCGACUGAUGCAGGGAGAUGAAAUUUGUCUCAGAUACAAAGGAGACUUGGCCCCUCCAUGGAAAGGAAUUGGACAUGUUAUCAAAGUCCCUGAUAACUAUGGUGAUGAAAUUGCCAUAGAGCUGAGGAGUAGUGCAGGAGUUCCAGUGGAGAUUCCUCACAACUUUCAAGUUGACUUUGUGUGGAAGUCAACUUCUUUUGAUAGGAUGCAAAGUGCCUUGAAAACAUUUGCAGUGGAUGAGACCUCAGUGUCUGGUUACAUCUACCACAAACUACUAGGACAUGAGGUUGAGGAUGUAGUCAUCAAGUGCCAGCUGCCCAAGCGCUUCACUGCUCAAGGCUUACCUGAUCUUAACCACUCUCAGGUGUAUGCUGUAAAAACAGUUCUGCAGCGUCCACUCUGUCUGAUCCAGGGUCCCCCUGGCACAGGGAAGACGGUCACCUCUGCUACUAUUGUAUACCACCUAGCACGGCAGGGCAAUGGACCAGUGCUGGUUUGUGCUCCAAGUAACAUUGCUGUGGACCAGCUUACUGAGAAGAUCCACCAGACAGGUUUAAAAGUGGUGAGACUGUGUGCAAAAAGCAGGGAGGCCAUAGACUCACCCGUGUCCUUCCUGGCUCUGCACAACCAGACCCGUAACAUGGACAGUAUGCCAGAGCUUCAGAAGCUCCAGCAGCUGAAGGAUGAGACCGGAGAAUUGUCCUCCUCAGAUGAGAAGCGCUACAGAGCUUUGAGACGGACUGCUGAGAGAGAGCUGCUUAUGAAUGCUGAUGUGAUCUGCUCUACAUGUGUUGGAGCAGGGGAUCCUCGUCUGGCCAAAAUGCAGUUCAGAUCAAUUUUGAUUGAUGAGAGUACCCAGGCUACUGAACCUGAAUGUAUGGUUCCUGUUGUUUUGGGGGCCAAACAGUUAAUUUUGGUGGGUGAUCACUGCCAACUGGGACCUGUGGUGAUGUGUAAGAAAGCAGCCAAAGCAGGUCUCUCCCAGUCUCUUUUUGAGCGUCUUGUUGUUUUGGGAAUCCGGCCUAUUCGACUUCAAGUCCAAUACCGCAUGCACCCAGCCCUUAGCGCGUUCCCCUCCAACAUCUUCUAUGAAGGUUCUCUACAGAAUGGAGUCACUGCUGCUGACCGUGUGAAAAAGGGCUUCGACUUCCAGUGGCCACAACCUGACAAGCCAAUGUUUUUUUAUGUUACUCAAGGCCAGGAAGAAAUUGCUAGCUCUGGAACAUCCUAUCUCAAUAGGACUGAGGCAGCCAAUGUGGAGAAAAUAACAACAAGGUUGUUGAAGGCUGGUGCUAAACCUGAUCAGAUUGGCAUCAUCACCCCCUAUGAGGGACAGAGGUCCUACUUGGUCCAGUACAUGCAGUUCAGUGGCUCUCUCCAUACCAAGCUUUACCAGGAGGUGGAAAUAGCCAGUGUCGAUGCUUUCCAAGGCAGAGAGAAAGACUUUAUUAUCUUGUCCUGUGUGAGAGCCAAUGAACACCAGGGUAUUGGCUUUCUCAAUGAUCCCAGACGUCUGAAUGUAGCACUUACCAGAGCUAGAUAUGGUGUGGUUAUUGUGGGAAAUCCAAAAGCCCUGUCAAAGCAACCUCUGUGGAACCACCUGCUGAAUUACUACAAGGAGCAGAAGGUGCUUGUUGAAGGGCCUCUAAACAACCUGAGAGAGAGUCUAAUGCAAUUCAGCAAACCCCGCAAGCUUGUCAACAACAUCAAUCCUGGUGGUCGAUUCAUGAGCACAGCCAUGUAUGAUGCCAGGGAGGCACUAAUUCCAGGAUCUAUUUAUGAUCGCAGCAGCAAUGGGCGUUCAUCCAGCAUGUAUUUCCAAACUCAUGACCAGAUUGGUAUGAUUGGCACAGGCCCCAAUCCCAUAUCGUCUAUGAACAUACCCAUUCCCUUCAACCUUGUGAUGCCUUCUAUACCCCCCCCAGGGUACUUUGGGCAGUUAAAUGGUCCCACUGCAGGUCGUAGUGGAAGUCUUAAGGUUAAGUCAGGUAGUGGAGGGGGGACUCGAGGUGGUCGUCAAAGAAGCCGCAGCAAUGUGGGAAACAACAGUGGAGGGAAUGACCGUGGUCAGCAUGGCCAUAUGACUUGUAGCCAGGCUAGUCAAGACCAGAGCUCCCAGCCAUUCUCCCAGGGACCUCUGACACAGGGCUACAUAAACAUGAGCCAGCCAUCACAGAUGAGCCAGCCAGGGCUUUCACAGCCUGAGCUUUCACAGGACAGUUACUUAGGAGACGAAUUUAAGUCCCAGAUUGAUGUGGCUUUGUCCCAAGACUCCACCUACCAGGGGGAGCGCGCUUACCAACAUGGCGGAGUCACUGGACUGUCCCAGUACUAG